Messenger RNA from Balaenoptera acutorostrata (minke whale), 2782 nucleotides. Its product is annotated as von Willebrand factor A domain-containing protein 8-like. Gene Ontology annotation, cellular component: cytoplasm. Lineage: Eukaryota; Metazoa; Chordata; Mammalia; Artiodactyla; Balaenopteridae. The record is from RefSeq and is a predicted model, not a curated record.
AUGACAGAGGUGGCUAAAAUAGAGUGGAGAAGAAGGUUGCCUCUGCCAGAGCAGACCUUCAUGGGCUAUUGGACAAUUGGUCAGUCAAGAAAUGGAAUGCAAAAACUAUUGUGUCCGGCAGAAACUCAUCAUAUAGAUGUAAAGGGUCCAGCACUUAUAAACGUACAGGAGUAUCCAAUAGAAAGACAUGAAGGAAGAUCCCAAACCUUUACUGAAGAAUGUGCCUCCUGAAAGUUACCAUUGGAUGAAAUUACCUUAAUCUGCGACAUCGCUACAUCACAUGAAAAUGAGGAAAAUACUCUCUAUGUAGUUGCAUGCAAUCCCGUUUCCUUAUACUUUAUGAAUAUGACUGGGAAAAGUGGCUACUUUGUGGACCUUUUUGACAUCUUCCCAAGAAUGGCCAGUGGAGUCUGGUACCCAUUUGUGACAGUGGCUCCGCUGAGAAAUCCCCUCAAGGGUCAAGUAAUUCUCCAUGAGCAGCAGAGCAAUGUGAUCCUGUUGCUGGAUACCACUAGCCAAGCCCUUCAUCGUCUCAUCCUACCUUCGGAAGAGUUUACACUUAAGAAAACUUCCUGGUGGAACAAGGAGGAAGCUGAAACUUACAAAAUGUGUAAAGAAUUUGUGCACAAAAACUGGCUAGUAUUCUACAAAGAAAAAGGGAAUACCCUGGCUGUGCUGGAUGUUCUAGAAGGGCGAACUCACACCACCUCACUUCCCAUCAACCUCCAGACAGUGUUUCUCGUUGCAGAAGACAAAUGGCUUCUGGUGGAGAGCAAAACACAUCAGAAAUAUCUUUUAACUAAGCCUGCACACGUCGCAUCUGAGGACAGUAGCGUUUGCCAGUUGUAUGUGCUGAAAGAGGAGCUGCCUAGCACAGGGUUUGCAGUCACACAAGAAACAGACUUCAGCAUACCUCAUAAGAUUUCAAGUCAUCAACUAUCAUCUGAAAAUCUGAGUUCAGCUGUGGGACAAAAGAUUGCCUCUCCUAACCGAAUUCUCUCAGAUGAGAAUAGUUAUGCUACAGUCGUUGUUGGUUUCCCAGAUCUCAUGUCACCUAGUGAAGUUUAUUCUUGGAAAAGGCCAACAUCUUUGCAUAAAUCAAGGGUCACUGAUACAUUCUAUGGAGGGAAGAAGAAAAUUGGAACUCCAAAGCAGAGCAAUUGUGUGACUCUUUUGGAUACUAAUCAUAGGAUUUUGCCCCCAGGAGAAAUCCCUCCGAAAGAUGUUAUCCCUCCACAAAUAGCUGGUUAUAUAGAAGUCACUGAUCUCCAAUCAAAGAGACUCCAACACAUCCCUAUUCCUGGAUCAGACUUUCUCUCACCAUAUACCACGUGGCUAUCUACUAUCUCGGACACAGAUGCACUGCUGGCUGAGUGGGGCAAAGGUGGCGUUGUCACUGUUGAUAUGGGAGGUCGCAUCUGGCUUUGGGAAACUGGACUGGAACAUCUGCAGUGGUCACUCAUGGAAUGGAGAAACAUGAUUGGACGAGAAGGUGACAGACUUAUGCAGAUAACAAUCAAUAGAGAGAGUGGUGAAGAUGUGAGUUCCCCCAAACACGGCAAGGAGGACCCAGACAACAUGCCGCAUGUGGGCGGCAGUACUUGGGCUGGCGGCACAGGGGGAAGAGACACUGCAGGUCUGGGCGGCAAAGGAGGUCCUUACCGGCUGGAUGCAGGCCAUGCAGUGUACCAGGUCUCUAAGGCUGAGAAAGAUGCGGUUCCUGAGGAGGUGAAGAGAGCUGUGAGAGAGAUGGGCCAGAGAGCGUUUCAACAGAGGCUAAAGGAGAUCCAAAUGAGGGAAUAUGAUGCCGCAACCUAUGAAAGGUUUUCAGGGGCUGUUCGACAGCAGGUGCACUCCCUCCGAAUUAUCCUGGAUAAUUUACAGGCUUAAUGUAAAGAAAGACAGUGGCUAAGACACCAAGCUACUGGGGAACUAGAUGAUGCCAAGAUCAUUGAUGGGCUGACUGGAGAAAAAUCCAUCUACAAACGCCGGGGUGAGCUGCCGCCACAACUGGGCAGCCCCCAAAAGAAACCCAAGCGCCUGCGCCUGGUGGUGGACGUGUCCGGCAGCAUGUACCACCUUAAUGGGGUGGAUGGCUGGCUUGAGCGCUCGAUGGAAGCCGUGUGUAUGCUCAUGGAGGCCUUUGAGAACUAUGAGGAGAAGUUCAAGAAUGACAUCACUGGACACUCUGGAGAUGGCUACAACAUUGCUCUAGUUCCAAUUAACAAGAUCCCCAAGGACAAUAAGCAAAGACUAGAAAUUCUCAAGACGAUGCACGUCCACGCUCAGUUCUGCAUGAGUGGGGACCACACAUUAGAGGGGACAGAACACGCCAUCAAGGAAAUUGUCAAAGAAGAAGCUGACGAGUACUUUGUCAUUGUCUUAAGUGAUGCCAACCUGUCACGCUAUGGAAUACAUCCUGCCAAGUUUGCCCAGAUCCUGACAAGCAACCCUCAAGUAAAUGCUUUUGCCAUUUUUAUUAGAUCUUUAGGUGAUCAAGCAGCCAGGCUUCAGAGAACUCUACCAGCUGGCCGGUCUUUCGUUGCCAUGGAUACCAAGGACAUCCCUCAGAUUUUACAACAGAUUUUCACCUCCACCAUGUUGUCCAGUGUUAAGAAGUGCCCUUUAUCAUCCCGAUGACCCUGGGAUUUGAAAUAUGCUAGGAAGAAAGAGUAUUCUGAAGAAAAGAAGAGGUCUAUAAAGUGCCCCCGACUGAUGACUGGAUAAUUCUGGCAUUCCCGGGCCUUCCUGCGCUUGCUAAGUAAUCAGAGUUCAGAGAAGC